AUGAUUGAUCAAUUUAAGUGUUACUCAUUUUAAUAGAGUGAGUUUAUGAAAUCCAAAAAAGGAUUGAGUUUAAUGUUAUUUGAAAUGGGAUUAUAUACUUACUUAGAGAAAAAUCACAGUUUAUUACUCAAAAUAAAAAUUUUUAUUCUUUUAUUAAUUAGAAAAAAACUUAAAAUUAUAAUUUUUUUAUCUGUUAUAAAAUUUUUCAAAAAUUUAAAUCUCAUUAUCAAAUAAAUAGAAAGGGCUAUGUUUCACUUAAUAAAAAUUAAUACCCACACAGAGUACUAACCUUAAAUAUAGGGAAUUAUAAUUUUUUAUUGA
Paramecium primaurelia is the source of this 321-nucleotide messenger RNA. The record is from the annotation of a GenBank genome assembly. NCBI's taxonomy places the organism in Eukaryota, Ciliophora, Oligohymenophorea, Peniculida, Parameciidae.